CCGGGAUCACUAGCGUUCACGUCAGUGGCGCUAGGCGCUACGCCUUUGGAUUAUGGCCUGUGUUGUGUCUCGCUUCUGAUUGGCUUGUGUUUUGUUAGUGGGCGCGGCAUAGCACGUGCUGCACAGCGUUGCACGCUGUUGAAUGGGCUCCACGUUUUACGAUCGAGCUGCGCCGAUCAUUAUUGAUUUUCGAUUGUCGGAACUUUCAAUAUUAAAAAGUCAGCAGUUUACGGUGCGACGUUUUGUGAUUCCGCAAUAGUUCGCAAUCCAGAUCGUAUUGCUCACUUCCACGGGAUAGAUUCCGUUUCUGUCUCCGUCCGUGGAUCUGUUCUGGAUCUACCAUUAGAUGGUAGCAGAGCCGACAGCGGUUCUCUGAUUUGAUUUGUGUCAGGCAAAGUUGGCCUGUUAUUGACGUGGAACCCGACCAGUAAGGCACAGGUCUGUACUCACAGCAAAGCGCAACACCACAAGCGGUGCAAUUCCUCCAUCUGACGUGGAUUUUCCAGCUUCGGUUUUCGGUACGGGAUCUUCAGCGAAGAACCGUACUGUUUCCUUAGCUGUGCAAGAGUUCAAGAGAGCAGUCGCCAGUGUUCCUCGGUGUAGAGUCUUCAGCGAAGACCUACACUGGUGUCACUGGUACUCGGCAAGGAUUCAGCGAAUCCUAAGCCGUGGGGCAGAAGCGCCGAAACGCCGAAAGGGGCGUACGGAAAAGACCGAUCAGACUCCUCCAAACUGGAGUAGAGCGCCACCACUGUUGCUACGGCAGUCAGCCGGCACAGUAAUCUAUUGAAAGCGUGCGGCACCACCGUUACGGUAAAACCGGCGGCAGCGCGGGAACGGAUAGUGGAAGAAGAAUCUGGAUCAUUUGGAUCAUUUCCCCGUGGAACGCGGAACGGACGGACGGUUAACAGAUUGAAGCGGAAAAAUGGCACAGAAAGGUCAAGCCACUCCUAAACGUACGGGAACGGCGGCAGACAUCGAUCGGUUAACGGGCUACAAUCCAAAGUGUCCGGACUGUCUACGUAAUAACAAAAAGGUUGAUAAGAAAUUUCCGUGCUACGCAUGCAUUCACAAGCUGGAUGACCCACAUAUCGUCUCACUUGUUGGAGUCUCGGAAGCCAAACGCGGGAACCUGGAUGUCUUCCGCAAUCUGAUAAGCGCAAGGAAUUACGGCAGCAUCCCAGUGGAAGAGCGAAUGCUACUCGAGGAUCGCUACCGGGAAGCGAUCCGGAACAACGAACCUGGUUGGGAUGACACCUUGGAGCCGUUGAAGUGUCCACAUACGGACGCGUAUCGGAAGAAAUUCACAGAGGACCAGGAAAAGAUGCGAGCUCAGCAAAUGGAAGACGAACUCCGCGCGAAAAUUAAUGCGCAAAAUAAGAAGGCAAGCGAACAGGCCGCACGAGAGGCGUUGCCCAGUACGUCGGGUUUAGCUGCACCCACGGGCAUGGCCAGCCUUAACGAAGACGAAAUGCAACUCGUACGACAGUCGCUUAUCAUUCAAAUUGAAACCUUAACGAAAGAUCCAGCUGCCAUGUCAGACGAGAUAUUCAAAAUGCUGCUGCGGGAGAAGAAACGACUUCAAGACGGGUUCGCGCCGGCACCCUACAUAAAGAAGGAAGUCGAAAGACGUAUGGAUGACCUACGUAAAUCUCGCCGAACUGAAAGCGAUGUGCUGCAAGCACUCAGAAGCUUCAAACGGGAUGAAGGCUUCAUACGGCCACGAUCGCCUCCGCAUAGAGAAAGGUCACGCGGACAUUCACGUGAACAUGAACGGAUUUCUGAAAGACGGAGCGAAAGGUCACGUGAACACUCUCGUGAAAGGACACGUGACUACCACAGUGAAAGGUCACGCGAACGGUCCCGCGACAGGGAUUACCGCGGCGGAAGAGGAUGGGUACGCCACGGCGAUGAAGUAACAGAGAUGAGCAUUCAGAGGAAGAUUGACACAACGAAGUUAUUGGCAGCGACCAGAGAACGUGAAGACAAACGGCGUGCGGAGACAUUCCGUACAGAACCUGAAAAGCAAGGGCAUCAGGUGCCGAUGGGAGUUGCUUUCCGUAAUCGUAACGUUAGGAUGUCAACACCCGAAAGGUCAUGGGAUAAGAGACGUGAACAUACGCGAAACCGAACGCCUGACCCACAGGAUAAAAGAUGGCAACAGAGAGCUGCAUUUUACGCGACCUUUGACUCGGGCGCAAGUAAAAGGUCAUCAAGCACUGAACGAGAAGAUUCACCCCCAAAGUAUCAGCGGGUGGAGUCAGUGGUUCAUGUAGUGGAUCCAAUUGUGAGCGUCGUACAAGAAGACGAUGCGAUGGAAGGGACUAGUUCGAUUGCGGAAACGUCUCAAGAGAACGUGACCCAUCGACGAAAUAUAAUUCUGGAUAGUGACCUUCAACUGGAACAACCGGCUAGUAACGAACCGUCGCAGCCUGAGCCAGGAGAGCGACGGGAACCAGAAGGUCAACGAGAACCGGAUAAUUAUCGCCGGGCUGAUCAGCGACAGAACUCCAGAUUCGAUAACCGACAACCGGAUACCAUCGACAUGGAAUAUAAUACGACUGAUAUUGAUGAACAAACGGUCGAAAUUUGUCGAUACUUUGGACUUGAGCCGGAUUCGGUUGAAGCCAACAAAAUCGGCACAAUUUUGAGACAGUUGAGCCAAUUCCUACUUGACUCGGGUUAUGCGAGAGAGAUUAAACAAGGAGUGGAACAAGGACUUUUCCGUCAGUUGUUCAUCCACCGCGACUCGGUACGGGACUGUUAUCUCCCUAUUCGACGGAAUGGACUACAUAGUUUGGUGGAUUUAAGUUUAUUGGAUGUACCGCUGGACACAACUGACCCAAUCGGGAUGACACAGUUCUACUACAGAGACUAUCCCGAACGCCAAGAAUACGUGGCUCAGUUUGUUCUACGACAUGUGAACCCAGCUUUCAAGUUGCUUGCAGCAAGGGCGUCGAUAGGACUACAGGUGGAUCCUAAGGACUAUGCCGCAAAAAGGAUGGGGCAAAAGGUCUUUGCUGCGAGACUGGCACAUUAUAAGACACAAAAUCAAUUGGUGUCUAACACCAUGAAGGACGACAUUCCACCGUUCUUCCGAGCUCAUGUCGCCAAGUUGGGACAACCGAUGGAACAUAUCAGCAUAGCGCAUACGGCUCGGAAGGCGCUGAAGAAAUGUAAGACACGGAUGGAAAAGGGCAACUUGACACAGCGCCACGCAUCCCAAGUAGAAGAAAGGAUUAAUAAGAUUAAAGAUUCUCUGGGAAGCGACUACGUCGAACCGGUGGACGGAAUCGAAAGUUACAUUGAUGACUUCUUAGUGAAGAAAAGUGACCGUCGUCCAGACCGUGCGCCUAACCAGAUGGGACGACGCGGCAUCCGAAACCAACAGCUGCGGGAUAAUCUCGCCGACGUGCAGCGUCGAUUGGCGGAAGACCCCGAUAACCGCAGACUGCGACUCGAAGAGAAUGACGCACGCCAUCGACUUGAGGCGGUUAAGCGAAGUCGCCAAGGUAAAGGUCGUGGCCAGCGCGAAGUUGACCCGACAAAGGUCAUGGAAGUUGACUCGACGGAACCAGUUGACCGAACUUCCGACCGAAACCAACCGGAAAGCGCUAAGAAACGCCCGCCGAGAGAUGGCGAGGGCGAUUCAAAUGAAAUGGAAUAGUGUUGACCUUUAGGAUCACACUAUUAAAAGGACGUCUACGGCAUUUGUCGGUACGUCACAAAGAUGAAAAUGGUGUUGUAUAAAGGACGUGACACGUGACAUGUUAACAUAAACUGUAUUUGUGUAUUUGUUGUUUGCAGCGUUUAUAGCACAGAAUUGCCUAAAAGAAAUCAUGUGGAGUAUCUAUUGGGGUUGAAAUUGAUUCGGUCUAUAAAGCCGGCCCCAAGGGAGUAGUUACGGCAGUUAGCCGGCUCUCCUCUCUAAGCGACUCAGUGUUAUAAAUGCACAAGAGAAACAACGGUAAUCAAGCCGGAUCUCUUGAAUACGAAACGGGGCCACAAGCGGCGAAAAAGAGAAAGACAACAGGUGGAAUAUUGAUGAGGUUAACUUAAUGCGGCAAUCAGUCGGCCUCAUUAGAGUUGUUACGGUAAACUGCGCCGGCACUCUUCUUAAGCGAUUCAGUGUUAAAGGUGAAACGAGAAAAACUACGGUAAUCGAGCCGGAUUUCUCGUAUUAACAUUGGCCACAGGCGGCGAACAAGAGUAAAAGAUUAAAUGUGGAAAUUUCAUGGGGUAAAUUCAAUGCGGUAACUAGCCGGCCCCAUCAGAGAUGCUACGGUGAACCUUGCCGGCACUCUGGCCGCUCGAGGCAUAUUGAAGUUGGAUGUGCGACGGAAAGGUCAACUUAAAAGUUUUACCAGGGAGGCAAGCGAAGAAAUGCUUGACGGCCGCAGAAAUUGGCUAAGUUCCUCCAUGACCUUUGAUGAGAGUUUGAAGAGAAGUCGGAUGACCUUUGGGAUUAUUACCGCCCAAGAGAGUCACCGUGUUAGAAUUCAAGUCGCAUGACCUUUUGGGACCAUUAACCCAAACCGAGUCGCACAUCACAACGGAUCAUCUCAACAAAGGAUGACCUUUACCAGGGAGGAAGCGAACUACGCUGGUCUAUAUGACGUCCCUCCAUGACCUUUAUGGAUCUCAUUUUGAAGUCGUACAAUUGAUACGCACCAUAUUCCAAAGAUGAAGCAGUAUUCCUAAAGUCGUACUUGAUACGCACCUGAUUCUCAAGCGGAUUGUGAUGAAAAGUCGCACUACGGAUGCGCGGAAUUGCUCAGCAGAGCGGAAUAGGCCAAAAGUGCGGAAAACGGUGGACAGGACCUGUGACCUUUGCGAGUCAGAAAUGGAGGAUCCUAGUCUACAAUUUGAUUAAUACUUUUGUUGAUCUGUUACUGUUGAUCUGUUCUAAUGAUUUGAUAGUAUUUUUAUAAUUGGAUCUCUUUAUUUCACAUUGUAUUAAAUGGAAUUGUGCCUUUACGGAAUUGAUGUGAUAAAAUGGAUUAAGAGAAUUUGAUGUUUUUGAGCACACACAGGCACUCGGCGACCGUCGUCUUCUCGUGGAUUCGGGAGUGUGUCCAGCCUCACAGGAGCUCGGCAUCCCCCCAGAGGCAUGUGAGACCGGGAUCACUAGCGUUCACGUCAGUGGCGCUAGGCGCUACGCCUUUGGAUUAUGGCCUGUGUUGUGUCUCGCUUCUGAUUGGCUUGUGUUUUGUUAGUGGGCGCGGCAUAGCACGUGCUGCACAGCGUUGCACGCUGUUGAAUGGGCUCCACGUUUUACGAUCGAGCUGCGCCGAUCAUUAUUGAUUUUCGAUUGUCGGAACUUUCAAUAUUAAAAAGUCAGCAGUUUACGGUGCGACGUUUUGUGAUUUCGCAAUAGUUCGCAAUCCAGAUCGUAUUGCUCACUUCCACGGGAUAGAUUCCGUUUCUGUCUCCGUCCGUGGAUCUGUUCUGGAUCUACCAUUAGAGUCACGUAAAGUUAGCUUGGUUCAUUAUUAAUGUGGCUUUUUCACCGUUACAGAACUAGAAAUGUCGUUGAUCGUUGUCAUUUUGUUCCAUUGACGAUCGUUGUCAUUUUGUUCCAUUAGAUUGUGAAAACUGUUGGUGUAUGGUGCAACGUGUCUGUUAAUCUGUUGAAGGUAAUCGGCAAAAAACUGUAUUAUCGAACGGGAGAAACCCGCUCCACCUGCUUCCUUUUCAAUGUUUAAGUCUCGAAACGAAAGUCAAACCGCAUUUCUGCACAAAACAUAAAAAAGACUACCCGACAAAUCACUUGGAUUUACCUAGCAAUGGAUGAAGCCCAAGCCGCCAUCUGGUUGCGGCUAAUCCUUAGGCUAACAAACCUACGUCUGGAUUCGCUGAAGUGUGGUUCGCCAGUGGAAACGACGUGAUAAAUAGUGCGACGAAGAGUAAUGUUAUUAAGUACCUCUGCGGCACGAAUAACCUUGCUCCGCGGACAGUUAGUCAGAGUAAAUCCUCCAUUCUGCGUUACAGCAACCAUAUCCACUCCAUGUAACGAAACCAACUGGGCCGGACGCCAGUACUCCUCACCAGAAUCAAAGUCCACAAACACCUCAUCACUGGGUGUGAGUUCGGCAGAGCGUGACCGACCAAGUCGUCGCAUAAAAUCUCGUCGCGGGACACUUGGUCGGCCAUUUUUCGUCGCGGGGACAGUUCGUCUAAGGACUUGUCGUCGCUAGACUUUUCGUCUCGAGACAUCUGGUAAUCAGACAUUUGGGUACACGGACAACUCGAGUUCAGACAUUUCGUCGUGAGGACAAUUGGAUUCGCAAUUUUUUUAAUUGAAAAUGUUUAAUUUUAGCUUGAAUAUACCGCCGUUUCACUCAAAAUUUUUCUCAUUUAGACAAGCCCAACAUAUGGUAUAAUUCCUUAUUUUUAAAAAUUUCGAAAACGUUAUAUUUCGAUUAUUAACAGAUAUUAAACAAACUUACCCAGUUAUUCAAUUAGGUACUUGCGUGUAAUAAGUACAUGCAGUAAAAUCUAAAAACUGCGCUGUCUUAUACAGAAACACUAUUACGAAUACUGUAUAUUAAUAUUCAAUAUUUAUGUGGUUUCUGCAGUUAAGGUACUAGAAAAUUGUGCAUUAUGGGCCUUUAUGGCUAACCGGCAACUUGAGUGACUAAUUAUAUUAUAGUAAUUGUCUGUAUUUGAAGUUUAUGUACGAUUAACAGUGUGAAAGGCGAGAGAGCCUUGAUUGCCAUUAUUAAUUUAGGUCGAAAUUUUAGCAACGAACAGGCUUCUCUGCGCACACUGUACAGUCUAUCAAUUACUCAUACGUGUGCACAGCAGACAUCGUAACGCAGAAUCACUUUCUCAUUGCAAGACAGCGAUAAAAGGUGUCCCAGUUUCCGUCACGCAGUCCAUUUUGACCACUACAGAAACUGCAUGAAUAAAAUUAAUAGUUUCUGGGCUACACUGACACAGAUCGCACUUAAGUGUCAGUGAUAUUCAAUUGUCUCCGUGUUUGAAGGAUGACAUUACCUUUCCCAUCUGCCUUCUGGUUGUAAUGCCAGAGAAGUGCUGAUUUAUUCCAAAAAUCUGUUUUUCAGUGGCAAAACCAAACUUUCAGAAUCAGUCGCUCGUAAACAAAUAUUUCCUCAACUUUUCUGCUUGAGGUUACAAUUCCAGUUUGACCGCCUUGCCAACAUCGUCAAGGACUAUAGCAACCAUGACAAGGUCUGAUUCUUGCGAAACAUUGCGGCAAACCUGGAAUUGAGUGUGUGAGCGGUCAGUUACGCAUGUUUUCAUUAGCAGAAGCAGGAUGUUUUUGUUUGCUAAAUCUUGAAUGUGUCGAACUAUGGUGUGGUUAAUUAAACUUUUGCAUGCCUCAGUUUUUGUAAUUUUGAGCAAUAACGAUCGCGGUUAAUUAAACUCAUUUCACGAUUUUUACUAACUGUUUCCUCUUCGGUUUUAUUAUUUUUAUAUUUUAUUAAUACUUUCUUCUUGGCGACUCUGAUUUGUCAUUAAAUUCGGCUUGAAUAUAAAAAAUUUCACACAACGAAAAGUCCAUCCAACGAAAAGUCCGUGCGCCGAAAUGUCCUAGCCUGGCAACGAGGAGUUUGCUACCAAUUGUCGCGUUAACGAAACUUCCGAAAACGAAAUGUCCUUAAAACGGAACGUCCAAAUACGAGUUGUCUCACGACCACAAGUCCUUUAAACGAACUGUCGCCGACGAAAUGUCCCGCGACGAACUGUCUCGCGACGACUUGUCACGUAGCCCGGCAGAGUACCCGCUGGGAAUCAGCGAUCUGCCUUGCCUGGGUUCCGUCGGAAAGGGAAGUUGUGGUUUGCUGUCGGAAUGUUUGAACUGCGGAUUCGUAUACACAGAAGCUCAAGACAUUUAGAAACUCUUCCGCUGUACUUCCUAAAAGCCACUUCAUCUUUAAGCUCACGGUUUACGAUGCAAACAAAAUUGCCUGACUAAAGCGCUUACUUUUACUGGACCGUUAGCCAGUUCUGCAUCGGUCAGCAGAGGCAUACGAACGAGAAACAACGCGUUUCCCAAUAAUCGGCGCCGAUUAGCCUGCGAUGGUUCAAGAUUUUCCCGAAGGCAGUUAUCUGUUGCCCACCUGCAACACCUAUGACCAGCGGAAUCAGCUCUACUGGAUGGUUAUUUUUGACUUUCGGUCAUAGCCCGCUACCCACUUUUCUACGGCCGUGUACAUCCUAUUUUCACCAGCGGAUAAAGUGUUCCGCUGUAAAAUCAUUUCCAGUGUAUCGUGUCCAAUGGCGCUGAACUGCUCCGAUUGCAUAAGGAUAUCACAGUGUUUGUCCAACAGAUUCAAGCACUUCUCCAGAAAUGCAGCCAUACCAUCAUGCGUACAAAGUUUAAUCUACUCAGAAAAACUAGGAUAUGCCAACCUACCUUUUCCGCAAAGAUUAGGCAAUUAUCGGCGUUCAGUUGGGUGGUGGCAAAGUGCAAGCAGAGUUCUAGCAGUUUUGGUAGGUUGUACUUGUCAGCACAGUAAAUCGUCUCGAAAACAUUGUCGACUUGCAGCUCAUUGUCCAGGCAACGAGUGUACAUAUACCUAAACCAAGAAUAUGUAAACCUAACGAUUCAAAUCGACCGUUAUCACAUUCUUUGUAAUUGUGACUGCAUGUUCCGAGUCUGACUUGAGCAUGUUGGUGAAAGCAUCUGGUAGAAUCUCCGGGAUAUCAAUGGCGCCGUCGCCACUUUCGGGUAAAGCUCCAUUAAACAUAGUGUGGAAGACGUCGCUGUUAAGGCUCAAUACGAAUCUGAAACCAACUUUGCUACUAAUAAUUAUAAAACUCAAUAAUCGCUGAAAGGCGCAUGGACUGACUUAUGGGCUGGGAAGGUCUUUACUUCGCCAUACUGACGUCCGACUGUAAACAGCACAUCGCUCAUUUCCCCACUCGCUAAGAUGUGCUUCAGAAGGUCGACAACUCCCGAUUGAGCACUUCGCCAUUGAGAAUUGAGAGCCGAUGGAGAGGAAUGUUGGGACAUUGUAUCGGAUCCAAAUCUGCCAAUUGAACCGGAAGCUUCCGCAUAGAGAUGUCACAGUCGCAAAUUUUUGGUGCGUUUAUUAACCUAUCGCGCGUGUUAUGAGAAGA
Molecule: messenger RNA, 9090 nt
Organism: Paramacrobiotus metropolitanus
Lineage: Eukaryota; Metazoa; Tardigrada; Eutardigrada; Parachela; Macrobiotidae
Exons: 7
Coding region: 926-3667 (913 amino acids)
Source: RefSeq, a predicted model, not a curated record